This is a messenger RNA of Chelonoidis abingdonii (Abingdon island giant tortoise), 2518 nucleotides long. RefSeq names its product prolyl endopeptidase like (gene PREPL). Gene Ontology annotation, molecular function: serine-type endopeptidase activity. NCBI's taxonomy places the organism in Eukaryota, Metazoa, Chordata, Testudines, Testudinidae. Gene Ontology annotation, cellular component: Golgi apparatus; cytoskeleton. The record is from RefSeq and is a predicted model, not a curated record. Gene Ontology annotation, biological process: proteolysis.
AGAGGGGGCGAAUCCCGGCGGGCGGUGGGAGCCGUUGCAGGGCCGUUUCCAUUUGCAGCAGCUGCGCCGCCGGGGGCGAGUGAGGACCCCUCUAGUCUCUGUCCGGUGCCCUGCCUCCAGCAGGCCUGGAGGGGUCUGUCGCGACCGCCGAGCGCCUUGCCCAGCUAGCCCGGGCCGGCUGCCCGACUGGAGGCGUGGAUGGUUUAAAGCCGUCACUUUUGAAGAAAUCCCUGCUUCAGUUUCACCCUGAUCAUUUCAGGUACCCAGUUUAAUUGCAUGCAACAUAACUUUGGAUUCUUGGAAAGUUCAGAGUGAGUACAGUCAGUCAAGUCAAGAUUUGGGCAUCAUGCAUCGGACUGUGAAAUCCUUUCUCCAGACUCUGAAGUUCAGUGUUGGUUACUGCAGAUACUACUUUAACCAUAACUGUGAUCUGAGAAUAGCUCUUUGCAGUCAAAUAAAACCGCAAGAAUUUCAGUUUACAAAGUGUUUGGGAAAUUCAUGGAACAACACAGACUCACCAGGGCACAUUGUGCCACGGAGAUCCUUUUCUUGCAAGGAUCUUCUGAAAUCAGAGCAGGAGAACUGGAAAGUAACUUCAGCAAGAUAUAUGGAUACAGCAGAAAGAAUCAAGAAGAAAUUAGAAGUAAUGUACAACAAGUAUACAUUCAGCAUGAGCAGCCCAGCGAUUAGGUUUGGGGAUUGUGUUUACUUUGAAGAAAAUGGCUGCAUAUUUCGUUCAAAAUCAGAUGCUGAUGAAGGAAGUGUUGAGGUUUUACUCAGUACUGAAGAUCUUGGUUUUCAUGAUGCGAUUAUUCAGCGCAUCAGAAUUUCCCCAGAUCAGAGGUAUAUGGCUACCAGUAUAAAAAGCUCAAAUUCUGAAGAGUUAAGCUGUAUUGUUACAAAAUUUGAGAAGUCACCUGUGGUGGAAUAUAUUAUCCCAAAUGUGUUUAGUUUUGAAUGGGCUACACAUGAUGUUCUGUUCUACACCAGUCCAAAGAACCUUGUAUGCCAUAAGGUGCUUCUGGCCACUUUCACUAACAGAAAACAUGCUGAGCUAGUUUAUGUGGAACAAGAUCCAAGAUUUUUUGUGGAUAUAUAUUGCACAAAAGACAGGCGUUUUCUCACCAUCAACAGUAACAGCAAGACUAGCUCCGAAGUUUGGUUGGUUGACUGUAGCAAUCCUUUUAAUUCACCUAUUCUCGUGCAACAAAGAACUAAAGGGGUCAUUUAUCAUGUUGAGCACAGAAAUGAUGAAUUAUACAUUCUUACUACUUAUGGAGAGCCUGCGGAAUACAAGUUGAUGAAGACUCCAGUUGGUUCCUGUGGUAUGGAGAACUGGCAACUGGUUUACAUGUUGAAAGAAAAGACUAAGCUAAUAGACUUAGAGAUGUUCAGAGAUCACUGUGUGAUGUUUUUGAAACACUACGGUCAUCUUUAUUUAAAUGUGAUUUCUCUUGUUUCUCAUUCAGUUCAGUCUAUUAAGUUACCUGCAUGGGCCUGUGCAUUUGAGUCAGAAUCCCAUCCUGAGUACAAUGCCAGCACUUGCUAUUUUCAGCUCACCUCCCCAGUACAACCCCCUAAAUGUUUUGCAUAUAAAUUAGUGGAAAAUCAUCUCGUUGAGCAGGAGGCACCAAUUACAAUUAAUUGCCACAUUGUACGGCUAGAAGCUAAGAGCCAGGAUGAAAUUUUGGUGCCAAUUACAGUUUUUUAUAAUGCAAAUUCUAAAGAGCUACACAGGAAACCACUUCUGGUUCAUGUAUAUGGAGCUUACGGCAUAGAUUUGAACAUGAGCUUUAAAGCUGAGAAGCUGAUGCUAAUUGAAGAUGGUUGGAUAUUAGCAUAUUGCCAUGUUAGGGGUGGCGGAGAGUUAGGCCUGAGUUGGCAUAAAGAUGGAUGUAUGCAUAAUAAACUCAAAGGUCUCCACGACCUUAAGGCUUGUAUAAUGCUCUUGCAUGAACUAGGAUUUUCUCAGCCAAAGUAUACAGCACUAACAGGUAGCAGUGCAGGAGGAGUUCUUGCAGGAGCUCUAUGCAAUGCUGAUCCUGACCUCAUCAGAGCCGUAGUUUUACAGACCCCUUUCGUAGAUGUUCUAAAUACAAUGUUGGACACUGAUCUCCCACUGACAAUUGAAGAACAGGAAGAAUGGGGAAAUCCAUUAGCAGAUGAAAAGUACAUGGAAUACAUUAAAAGUUAUUGCCCUUAUCAUAAUAUUAAGCCACAGGUUUAUCCUUCAGUUUUAAUCACAGCAUAUGAAAAUGAUCAACGAAUACCACUGAGAGGAUUAUUAAGAUAUGUUCAUAAACUUAGAAAAGCAGAAAGGGAUCAUGCUAGAAGCAUGAAUAAGAAAGGAAACCUGAUACCUAAUAUCAUCUUAAAUGUUCAGGCAGGAGGCAGUCAUUGUACUCCAUUGUGGGAGGACUCAUUAAAUGAGGUUACAAGCCACCUGGCUUUUCUCUACAAAGAAUUUGGACUUGAGAGAGAAUAACUUGAAGAAGUGGUUUAUUUAACAUGCACAGUU